AUGCGACGUCCCGCUGUGGAAAAGGGCAGAGCUGCGAAUGUGGCGCCCUUGGUUCUGGGAAUGAGGGGAUCAGGAGGGGCUCCCUACCAAAACUUGGUAGCGGAGCCCAUGGGAGCUCCGAGGACUUUGAGUACGAUUGGUCUCUGCAGAACUUUCUUGACUGUUUUGGUUACGUUGAUUCUGACUUUCGCUGGCCUUGAGAUCCUGACGAUGGAUGAUGGCGCUUCGCUGGUUGAACAGACGACGACCACGAACAGCUGGAUUACGACGAGUGCUGCAGACGACGACGUGUUUGAAAGCCUGGUGACGACAGAUGAGCCCAAUGUGCAAGCGGCAAUGAACUUCAAGCUGAGUUUGACUUUGGAUGUGACAGUUGACGGUUCAGACAAAAUGACUGUAUCCUUGGCCAAUCAGACUGGAUUCUAUGCUGCAUAUCGAAAUGAUGAGUACCUGCGUGAUGGAUUUUCUCCGAGUUUUGACAGACAAAGGGCCCGUACACUGAUGUUUGUGAGUGAAGCUUUUGAAAAUCAGGUCAAUGAAGACAGAGGCCCACCUUUUGUGGGAACAGCCACGUUGAAGUGCCCUCCGAGUUGGUGUGUGGAACGCAAUCAUGUCUACACACUCAGAUCUUGGAUAUCAGACUUGGUAUUGUGGGCAAGUGCGACAGAGUUGGACCCAGCCAGACAUGGUCCAAUUGCAGCUCUUCAGGUGCAAGGUAGUGCCAAAGAACUUAUCCGUGAGUUGACACCCCAACAGCUGCAACAUGGUGACAUCGACCCAAUGACUGGACAGCAGCUGACGGGACUCAUGUUGUUAGUGACUGUUCUUGCACGUCGCUAUGCACCUCUUGAAGCUGAGAACACAACGAAAUCGAUUGCAGAAUUCUUGUCAUUUCGUCGCCAACCUGGAGAAACAAUCGACAGCCUUCUUGUUCGUUUUGAUAUCUUGCGAAACAGGGCACAGAACCGUGCCGGCUUUGCAGUGAAUCUGACGGGUUUGACAUGGCUUUUGCUUCAGUCAUUAGGUGACACAGAUGAUCCAGUUGAAGCCUAUUUGCAGUAUGCCUUUGCUCGCAAACGUUGGCGUCGCAUUUCAAAUAAGUACCCCAGAAGAUAUCGUAAGAGUUUCAAAGGGGGAAAGGGGUAUCGACCAGGAGUGCAUUUCUUUGGAACGGAAAUGGAGAACCUCCGAAGUGUGUCGCAGGCCGGAAGUGCUGUCAGCAGUCGAAAGCGUUCUAGUGCACAUGAACCUGAUGCGACGCCCAAUGCACCCACUAAGUCAGCCGCACGAUGGAGUCCAAGUUUCUUUCCAACAGCCACCACUGAAGUAAACCCAGAAGUUGAACCUUUGAUUGCCAAUGCAUCCCAACCAGUUGUGCCGCCUCCAACUGAACCAGCUCCAGCAACCAUUCUCUUAGGUGUCAGACGCGAUGUUGAAACGCCACUUGACGAGCCCAGUGAACCAGCACGGCCAAGUGGAGUGAAUGCAGCUGCAUCCGUUUCCCAAGCAUCCGUUCCAAAUGCAUCCGCCGCUCAUGCAUCCGUGCCGCAUGGAGUUUCUGAGAAUGUUACAGCAUCCGAUGCCACUGCUGAUGAUGCGAAGUUCAGUAGAAUGUCAAAGCAAGAGCAACAACGGUUGAGAGAUCAGAGUAUAGCUGGUUUACAGAAUGUUUUGCAAAGUUUGGACAAUCGAAGUGAAGUUGGUUCAGCUGUGGGUUCUCAAGUAUCAAAUCCAAAUAUGCUGUCAGGACGUCAUGUGCUCAACCUGGAAAACAGUUUGGUUUCACAGCCGACGAUGCUUCCGAUGCCGUUCAUGUCGCAUGUUCCAGGUGUCCACAUGCAUGCAAUGCCACAGAUGCCCAAUGGCGUAUCCAAAAGCUGUUUGGCCACCACAUGUUUCCCAUCAGUUUCCACAGCCCGGUCAGUCGAGUGGUGCACAGUCUAG
Molecule: messenger RNA, 1944 nt
Organism: Cladocopium goreaui
Lineage: Eukaryota; Dinophyceae; Suessiales; Symbiodiniaceae
Source: the annotation of a GenBank genome assembly